AGAUGACACUGACGGUGGAAGGAAGGAGACCAGAGGGGGGGGUUCUUUUUGUAACAGUUCCUGAAAGUGCGGAUAAUCUGCUCCUCACGUUGGUCUGGAAUUAGGCCGAAACGCAAAUGAGAAGCACGCUGCCGACCUCCAGGGAGUGAGGGCAGCACUUUUUUUUUUUUUUUUUUUUACGAAGCUCCUGCCCAGCAUGGCUUCACAGGGCCCCUCGCUCCUCAAAGCAGGACUACUGAUGCUGCUGGCUGCUCAGAUCCUCCCGCCGGCGUCUGGCUGCAACCGAGGCGCCUACGAAAUAAAGAUUGACGAAUUCUGCCAGGCCAAGUUCAGGCUGGACAUGAUGGGAUUGGAGCGCAGCGCGUGGUGCAGCUGGCCCACAACAAUGAAGAUAUAUGAGGAACUUACAAACUGCACCCAUCAGGUGGCUUUAAAGAUGGACUGCUUUUGGCCCAACGCUGUCGUCGAUCACUUCUUUAUGCGGGUUCACACGGACUACUUCAGCGACUGCGCUCUGACCGGACGGCUCCUUCACGACCCUCCAAUCAGCAUCCUCGCACCGUUCAUCGCAGUGCCGGUGCUGAUGACCCUUCUCAUGACCGCCGCCGUGGUGUGGAGGAGUAAACGCACAGAAGGGAUGCUCUAACAAGAAUCGGAACUUGAAGACAGCCUUGUGUGUGAAGUGUGAAGUUGGGCUGUCAUAAACAGAUUUAUGCUAAAAAUGUUUGAGAUAUGCCAAGCUUGGUUUAAAAAUACAGUUUUGUGACAAUGUAAACAUGCUCUUUUGAGGUUGUGGGACUUUGAGGUGUUGAAUUUUAAUUACCAUCUGUUCUCAUGGCCCAAAACAAUUUGUACACUCAUAAAUAACAGCACAGAGGAGGGCACUAGGAGAUCCCCAGCCUGCUCUGAUAAAUGAAUUGUUACAAGUGAAGACCCUUAAUGUGAGAAAGGCAGUACAAAGAAAACCCUCAAAGAAAAUAAAAAUAAAAAGUUUUCUUUUUAAUACAAAGCCUAAA
Messenger RNA from Oryzias latipes (Japanese medaka), 1016 nucleotides. Its product is annotated as receptor activity-modifying protein 1. Gene Ontology annotation, molecular function: coreceptor activity. Gene Ontology annotation, cellular component: signaling receptor complex; cell surface; membrane. The record is from RefSeq and is a predicted model, not a curated record. NCBI's taxonomy places the organism in Eukaryota, Metazoa, Chordata, Actinopteri, Beloniformes, Adrianichthyidae. Gene Ontology annotation, biological process: calcium ion transport; cellular response to hormone stimulus; regulation of G protein-coupled receptor signaling pathway.